Messenger RNA from Acanthosepion pharaonis, 1206 nucleotides. NCBI's taxonomy places the organism in Eukaryota, Metazoa, Mollusca, Cephalopoda, Sepiida, Sepiidae. The record is from the annotation of a GenBank genome assembly.
AUGCUUUCUUGUCUCCUGUGUGGGACCGUUUCCUUCUGGUGUUAUUAUUUCAACCCCUUUUUUCGUCUCCUUUCCUUCAUUAUUCUCCAUAAAUGUAAAUCUUUAUCUUUUCUAAUUUCACUUUCACUUUUCUUUCCAUAUAUUUCCCUCUGCCUUUUACUUUCAUUCGAUUUCAAUUUUUCGGCCACAUUUUUUCUUUGUUUCUUUCUUUUUUUUCUUUCUAUCAAUGAAUUCCUGCUGGCCUUUUUUAUUUAUAAAUUCCCUUUAAUAUUUCUCUAUUUUCACUUUCACUUUACAUUAUUUUUAAUUUCCUUUCACCUUCUUAUACUAUUUCUCUCUCCUUCUCUUUUUUUUCCUUCAAAUGUUCUUCCCAAUCUUUCACUUUUCAUACAUUCAUUCAUUCUUUUUUUGUUUGUUUGUUUGUUUGUUUCUUUCUUUCUUUCUAUUCAUUUUUUCUAUCAUUUGCAUUUCUUUUUUUUAACAUAUUUUCUCCCUGCUUGUCACACUUUCUCUCACUAUUCCUUCGGUUUCAGUCAUACAUUUCAUCUUUCUUUCUUUCUUUCUUUCUUUCUUUCUUUCUUUCUUUUUUUCUUUCUACGACAUUAUUUUUCACUCUUCGUUAAUUUUUCCUUUUUUGUUGCAUUCUCUCCAUUUUCUGUUUCUUUCUUUCUUUCUUUCUUUCUUUCUUUCUUUCUUUCUUUCUUUCUUCCUUCCUUCCUUUUUUUCUUUCCACACAGAUUCUUUCUUCCUUUUUUCUCUAACUGUUCAUUAUUUUUUCAUUUUUUCGUUAAUUUAUUUCUUUCUUUAUAUUCCCUUCUUUCUUUUAUUCUUUCUUUCUUCUUUUCUUUCUUUCGUUACAUUCUCUUUCUACAUCAUCUUCUUUCUAUCUUUCUUUCUUUCUUUCUUUCUUUCAUUACAUUCCCUUCUUUCUGUGUUUCAUUCAUUCUUUCUUUCUUUCUUUCUUUAUAUUCUCUUCUUUAUUUCUUUCAUUAUUUAUUUUUCCUUUCUUUCUUUCUACACACAUCUUCAUUCAUUCCUUCUUUUCUCCUCUUCAUUCUCACCGUUUCCUCUUCUAUUUCAUUUCACACACCCUCCCUCUUUAAUCCCUUCGGCCUUUUCUUCCCUUUCACCCCUUCGCCACGAGGCUUUCUUAAUCCAUCUCUAAUGAGGAAAGGAAAUCAUUUCACUUUCAGACUUCGCCGAUAG